CUUUGUGGAAUCUUUUCCCGUAAAUCGAGUGACAGAAAUUUGUGGAAACCAAGACGUUUUGUAGCUUUGAUUUAAUUUGUGUUCAAACACCUUUCUGCAAAGAUGAACAGGAUGUCGGCUCUUGAGAAGAAGCAGUGCAGGAGGAUGACAGACAUCCAGAAGGCACAAAUGUGGAAGUUCAUGGAUUUACAUCCCGAAUUGAACGGCAAGAAAUACGACAAGGAAUUUACAUUUGUCAAGGCGAGAGAACUUUGGCAGGAAAUGGGACGAAUCCUCAAUUCUGUUCCAGGACCCAAGAAGUCAUGGAUGGUGUGGAAGAAGUCUUGGCGUGAUAUGCAAUUCCUCCGGAGGAGAAUGGGAAAGGAAACCUUUAGAGAGAUACCCGUAGAGGAUAUUCAAUUGGCUGCUCCUGACCCCAAUGUAGAGGAAGUCGUGGAUGAUGCUCCAUGGAUAAUAUACAAAAGAGAAUCGUCAACUACUCUACAGUCACAAAGGUCCAGGGAACCACUGUUCCUCGCCCUAGAUGGCUCUCCGACAAAUAAUCCAGGAAAUAUUGUGAAGCUGGAAAUUCAGGAUGCCCCGGAAACGCCCACGAAUCCCAAUGAGACAUCAAACAAUGAGAGUUCUGCUCAGUGCGAGAAAAAUGAUGUCAAUGGGAAAAUGAUUGAAAUGCUAGAACGCCAGACCGUUGCGUACGAGAAUCUGGCACAUUCAAUGCGAUUGCAAUCUGAGGCUUUCCUGGUGCUCUCAGAGUCCAUAAGCGACCUGGCUUCAGCUGUCAGGACAAUGAAAAAAUAGUAACAACAUGGGAAGGAGUACUUAAUAAAGGAGGGAGAGAUUUUAUAAUUUGAAUUAUUUAAAAUAAAUUAAAUUACAAAUUU
Phlebotomus papatasi is the source of this 881-nucleotide messenger RNA. RefSeq lists its product as uncharacterized. The transcript has 2 exons. Bases 103 to 798 code for a protein of 231 amino acids. NCBI's taxonomy places the organism in Eukaryota, Metazoa, Arthropoda, Insecta, Diptera, Psychodidae. The record is from RefSeq and is a predicted model, not a curated record.